CAGUUAGCUGGGAGUAGAGCAGGGAGCCGGUUUGGUUUGAAGUGUGUUGUUGGGUGUGGGAACAGGAUUUCAAUGGAACUUACAUUCUAGUGCGUUUACUGAACAAUAAUUUAAAUUUAAAUAUGUGUGGUUUUUGUGUUAAUCAGUAAUUUUACAGUUUGAUCCCAUUUGCUACGCUCCAACUUGGUAAUCGUUUCCUGAGAUAAUUACGGGAGGAGAAUAUUUGUUCAAGUGUUAGUCAGUUUCUACGACAAUAUUGCUCAAUAGUCUGUAAGCUUCAACGCCAAGAACAGUGAGUGUUGCAAGUAAAAUAUUACUUCCAUAGCUUUAGGAGUUCAAGAAUUUGCUGAGUUACACAAUGCUGAGUCGAUGGGAUCCGUUGAGGUUUUUGACCUUUCUGAUUAUUUCUUCAGCAACACAAAUGCUUACCUUUGCCUUCCAACUGCCCAAACUUGGAGGAUGUCCUGACCUAGCAGCGCAGCAGAACUUCCUUUCUGAUAUUGAUUCGUUCCUUGGUAAAUGGUACGUCCAAUCCAGCUACGAUACUGAAAUACUACAAGGAAAGGGCAGAUGUAUGGCUGCUAACUACAAAUACAUCCCCCUGAACAAUAACAUUUUGGUGCAGACUGGCCAGUUCAACGAGGAUAACAACAAGUGGGAAAGAUUAGACGCCAACGCAGCACCAGCGAACGUAACCAAAAAUGAGGGCAAGUUUAAAGUGAAAUUCACAAUUCCCAUCUGGGGAGAAGUGGAGGGUGCUUACACCGUAUUGGACACCGACAGGAUCAACUACUCGGUGGUGCAUGGAUGCGGAAGCAUUUUCGGCAUUCUUCAUUACGAUUGCAGCUGGUUAAUGAGCCGAAAGAAGAAUUUGACACCGGAAGAAGAGGAGGAGUACUACCAGAAAACUAGUAGAGUUUUAGGAAAUUAUAAAUCAUUAGACCCCAAGGAAUUCAAGAAAGUGGACCAAGUAAAUUGUGAAAAAGAAGCCAUCUGAGAGAUCAAAGGGUUAUAAAUCAAUUACCUUAAGAUGUAUAAAACUCAUUAAGACAAUUCUAUGAUAUUGAAUGUUGACAUUAAAAACAAAACUUUGCAAGGUCUCUAUUGAAAGUUGAAAAGCAUAGGAUUAUUUUAUUUUUAUAUGUAAAUUUUAAAUAAAUGAAUCAUAUAAAAUAAACUCUGUCAUUUAUUUGUAAAAGAUGUAUUAAAAUAAAAAUAAAAUAUUUCAUCAUAGGCAGUAAAUUUACAACACUUAACUAAUUCAAACAGAAUUGUUGUGUAACUAACAUUUAGAAACUAGAUAUGACAAAUAAUGAGGCUCAUUUUACACUGUUUCAAGGAAUGUUCUUUGUUAUAUGACCUUCCAAGAGCCUGGCUGUGACGAGACAAAUGUUUCAUAAUAAACUAAACAGUCUUUUGUA
Messenger RNA from Macrosteles quadrilineatus (aster leafhopper), 1421 nucleotides. RefSeq lists its product as uncharacterized. The coding region runs from base 359 to 997 and encodes 212 amino acids. The record is from RefSeq and is a predicted model, not a curated record. Lineage: Eukaryota; Metazoa; Arthropoda; Insecta; Hemiptera; Cicadellidae. The transcript has 7 exons.